Molecule: messenger RNA, 150 nt
Organism: Miscanthus lutarioriparius
Lineage: Eukaryota; Viridiplantae; Streptophyta; Magnoliopsida; Poales; Poaceae
Source: the annotation of a GenBank genome assembly
AUGACGAAAAAGGUCAGCGACACCAGUGCUGCGCCCUACGCACAACGCAGCCUCCCGCACCUCUAUACGCACCCUAAAGGAGUGGUCGCCCAAAUGGACAACGCCCAACAGCAGCUCGAGGAAAUGCCUACAAGAGUUUUACAUUCAUAA